AUGGCCGCACUCAUUCUCGCCGAAGUAGCCCCAGAAACUCUGGCAGCACCUGUAUCAACUGCCACUACCGUCGUUCUCCCGUCUGAAUCGCCAUGGCUGCACCAUCGUCGCACCACGUCGAGCGCGUCAGAAAAGUCUGCGCCUACACUCACCCGCAACAGUUUUGCGGGCCCGGCCCCUCCGGCGUUUCCGCCGCUGUUAAGACUUUGGCAAAAAUUCAAUGACCCAAGUCCAAUGGAUUCAGGAGCAAUAACUUAUGUUCAAAAAGCAUGGACGAAGUACUUUCUAGCCGUAAUUGAUACUCUGUCUGGAUUAGAACUUUCUCUGAAUUGGAAUUUUGUUUUUGGAUUGGUUAUUUUGUUUUCCUUUUUCUGUUUUUCUUGCUCCAACCAAACCAACCAAACCCAUGGACCAUGUGAAUUGACCAACCCUACAUGGGUGAAGUCAGUUGACAAACAUUUGUUACUGCAAUCAUAUUUAGGAUCCUCAAGAGCUAAUGUGAUUGUAGCCAAAGAUGGUUCCGGAAACUUCAGAAAUGUUAAAGCAGCUAUUGACUCUAUUCCAAAGAGUAAUAAUAAAAGGUAUGUGAUAUAUAUUAAAGGUGGAGUCUACGAUGAAAGAGUUGAGGUAAAAUCAACUAAUGUAAUGCUUGUGGGAGAUGGUAUUGGAAAAACCAUAAUCACAGGCAACCGAAGUGUUGGAGGAGGCUUCCAAACCCAUGAUACAACGACUUUUGUUGCUACGGGUAAUGGAUUUAUUGCUAAAGGCAUCACAUUUAGGAAUACUGCAGGAGCAGCAAGUCAUCAAGCAGUAGCAAUGCUUUUCACCUCAGAUAGGUCAGUAUUUUACAAAUGUGAUUUUGAGGGUUAUCAAUACACUUUAUGUCUUCAAGCGGGAAAGCAAUUUUACAAAGAAUGUGACAUCUACGGCACAGUGGACUUUAUCUUUGGAAAUGAUGCUGCUGCAGUAUUGCAAAAUUGCACAAUUUAUGCAAGAAAUGCAAUAAACACCUCUACCAUAGUAAUCACUGCUCAAGGUAGAACUAAUCCUGAGGCAUCCAGUGGAAUCAUCAUCCACAACUCCAAGGUCAUUGGUGCCCCAGGCUUCAACCCUAGUUCUGUGAAAGCAUACCUUGGCAGACCUUGGAAAAAUUACUCAAGAACAGUGUUCAUGAAGACCUCACUUGACAGUUUCAUCAACCCUGCUGGUUGGAUGGAAUGGGAAGGUUCACCUAAGUUUGAUGACACUUUAUUCUAUGCAGAAUAUGCAAACAGUGGUCCUGGCUCCAACACUGUCCACAGGGUCAACUGGAAGGGUUACCAUGUUUUCACUCAUGAAUCUCAGGCUAAACCUUUUACUGUUAAAAACUUUAUUGAUGGUAACUCUUGGAUACAUAAUACUGGUGUUCCUUUCGAUUCAGGACUUUAA
Vigna unguiculata (cowpea) is the source of this 1428-nucleotide messenger RNA. Lineage: Eukaryota; Viridiplantae; Streptophyta; Magnoliopsida; Fabales; Fabaceae. The record is from RefSeq and is a predicted model, not a curated record.